Messenger RNA from Aspergillus neoniger CBS 115656, 1484 nucleotides. Its product is annotated as putative mitochondrial carrier protein. Gene Ontology annotation, biological process: glycine import into mitochondrion. Gene Ontology annotation, molecular function: glycine transmembrane transporter activity. Lineage: Eukaryota; Fungi; Ascomycota; Eurotiomycetes; Eurotiales; Aspergillaceae. Gene Ontology annotation, cellular component: mitochondrial inner membrane; mitochondrion. The transcript is spliced from 2 exons. The record is from RefSeq and is a predicted model, not a curated record. The coding region runs from base 306 to 1253 and encodes 315 amino acids.
CUACCGCUUCGUAUCUACACCGUCUGUCACAUUUUUCCCCUUUCUCUUUCUUACACUCGCUGAAAAGUCAUUCUUAUCACCUAUCAUCCUUGCAAAACCUGAAUUCACGCCUCUUCGCUUUUGCCAUGCUAUCCUGAUUACCAUCAAUGUGACCGUCACCGCUUCAAGCGGUCUGUCUCAAUCUCAAAUUCUUCUCCAGCCAUUGUCGUGCAGUGCCCCGGAUGAGUUGAUCUCAUCACGCGUGCCCUUUUAAAUCACUCCUCUAUCUAUACACAUUCUUAGCACUGGCUGCGGGAUCCGAAGCCAUGUCGAACAAUGCGGUCUAUGCUGUACCGCAGGUGAAAACCACCUCAACCUCCUCCAAGACGACCUUCCACUUCACCGCAGGGCUCUUCUCGGGCCUUACCUCUUCCAUCCUUCUCCAACCCGCUGAUCUCCUCAAAACCCGUGUACAACAAUCUCAAAACGCCUCCCUCCUUCCAACCCUCAAGGCCAUCCUCUCCUCUCCGAAUCCAAUCCGCAAUCUAUGGCGUGGUACACUCCCUUCCGCCCUUCGCACAGGUUUCGGCUCGGCACUGUAUUUUACGAGCCUCAACGCCCUUCGCACGGGUCUCGCUCAAUCGAAUGGCAUUGCUCCCGUCACCAAUAGCUCCUCCGCACUGCCCAAACUGUCCAACACCGCCAAUCUAGCUACCGGGGCGGCCGCCCGGGUUGCUGCUGGCUUCGUCAUGAUGCCAGUGACCGUGCUAAAAGUUCGUUACGAAUCAGACUACUACGCCUAUCGGAGUCUCUUCAGCGCGGGGCGAGAUAUAGUCCGGACAGAGGGAUUCCGGGGCCUGUUUUCCGGAUUUGGAGCUACAGCGGCGCGUGAUGCGCCGUAUGCAGGACUAUAUGUUUUGUUUUACGAGCAGUUGAAACGGCGACUGGCGGGCUUAUCAGGUUCUUCGUCUGAUCAGCAGCCACUGAAGUCGUCAUCAAUCAAUUUCGUCUCUGGGGGAUUGGCGGCCGGGCUGGCCACUACCAUUACAAACCCGUUCGAUGCGGUCAAGACCCGGUUGCAGCUGAUGCCGGGGCGGUAUGGGAACAUGAUGCGGGCUGUGAGGUUGAUGGUGCAAGAGGAUGGAGUAAGAAGUCUAUUUGGCGGGUUGGGGCUGCGGAUUACGAGGAAAGCGCUUAGUUCUGCGCUUGCGUGGACGGUCUACGAGGAGUUGAUUCUGAGGGCCGAAGUCCAGUGGGGAUCAAAGGGAGAAUAGGCUGUCUGUAGAUUAUAGUAAGGUUCUCUGUUUUAGAUUCCUUAGAAGGGAAGGGGUUAGUUAGGGCCGGAGUUUGUUAUCGUUAUGGGUAUAAAAGGGCCUCGGAUACGGACUGCAUGGGUCGACGUUUGGUCAUCAUCAUCAUCAUCAUCAUCAUCAUCAUCAUCAUUGUAUCAUAUAUAUAGCAACUGUUCAAAUCCCAACUCAUGGAACGAAAAAUCAAAACAUCAU